Messenger RNA from Dreissena polymorpha, 623 nucleotides. RefSeq lists its product as uncharacterized. The transcript has 6 exons. The record is from RefSeq and is a predicted model, not a curated record. NCBI's taxonomy places the organism in Eukaryota, Metazoa, Mollusca, Bivalvia, Myida, Dreissenidae. Bases 85 to 516 code for a protein of 143 amino acids. Gene Ontology annotation, molecular function: calcium ion binding.
UAUUCAAGAAAGAUAAGACCUGGUCAUGAACUAUUUAAUCAGAACACCGAGGUCUCGAACCAUCACUUGCUUUGGUGCCUCACGAUGCUCUGGUUGGCGAUUUUAUCUGUUGCUGGUUUUGCCUUUGGGCAGCUGCCCAAUCAUCACCAACUGACCCAGUUGGUGGACCAGGGCUUCCGUCUGUCUGACCGCAAUCACGAUGGCAUUCUUCAGAUGUCCGAGCUGGAGGCUGGGUGGCAGAUUGAAGAUGCGAACCAUGACAACCAAUUGACCGUGGAAGAGAUGAUGAAGGCUUUCAACCUUACAAGAGAGAUUGCUCAGCCCUACUUCAACAUCUAUGACAAAGACGGGGACGGAAGUAUCCCACACUCCUUCCUCCUGGAUUAUGUCCAUCUGGUAGACCAAAACGGGGAUGGUCAGAUUACCCUGAAGGAGUAUGAACAUUACACAGUAUCCCUUACCGAGUGUUUGUUCGGGCAUGGAAACCAUGGUCACGGAACCAACUGCGGUCACUGAGAUGCCAUAUUCAAUGAAAAACAACAAACACGUCAUACAACUAAGCAAACGUUUGUUUUUAUGUCUUUAUGUCUAGCCAAUACAAAUAAAAACGCAUACACAAACCU